AUGCGUGCGACGUCGCGGCUUUUCGCGAGUGUUAAAUCAGCCUCGAAAUAUCUCGAACCCAAUACGCCCACAGGCCUUACAGGUCUUACAACACAUCCAUCCCCUCGUCCUGCCCUCAUCUACACCUACCGGCAAACCCUCAAUAAACUCGCCCAACUGCCUAGAAGCUCCGUCUAUCGCCAAUCAACCGAGGCUCUCACAAAACAGCGCCUGCAGAUCAUCGAGUCGGUAAAACCAGAAGGAUAUGAGCAAUGGCUGGAACGGGUACGCAAGCAGAUCGAAGCCAGUCCCACGGCUUUCAGUAAGCUGCUGAAUGAAGACGGCUCGUUGAGUAGCGAGAAGCUGCAUGUGGAAGCAGUGGACAAUUGGGACGGCAAGAUCACGAGAGGGGAUGCCAAUUAUGAGGGACCAAACACGAUGGCCCAGGCAGAGGCAAAAGCAAGGGCUGUAAGCGACGAGGUGCGAGAAAAAGAGCUUGAAGACAAGGAAGGGAUCCCGCCGACUGUCGAGGAUCUGGAGGUGGAACCGCCGUUGACGAGGGAUCAGAUUGAGGGCAUCGAGCAAAAGAUUGGUGCUGGCUUGAUCGAAGAAGUCAUCCAAGUUGCCGAGGGAGAGCUAGAACUUGUCGCCGAGAUGCUACGAUAUCAAGUAUGGGAAGAUCUGGAAGAAAAGACUCCCUCCGGCCAGUGGGAGUACUUUGAACGUGGCCACAGAGUCUAG
Messenger RNA from Fonsecaea erecta, 720 nucleotides. RefSeq lists its product as hypothetical. NCBI's taxonomy places the organism in Eukaryota, Fungi, Ascomycota, Eurotiomycetes, Chaetothyriales, Herpotrichiellaceae. The transcript has 3 exons. The record is from RefSeq and is a predicted model, not a curated record. Gene Ontology annotation, biological process: respiratory electron transport chain. Bases 1 to 720 code for a protein of 239 amino acids.